Molecule: messenger RNA, 3724 nt
Organism: Zootoca vivipara (common lizard)
Lineage: Eukaryota; Metazoa; Chordata; Lepidosauria; Squamata; Lacertidae
Gene: CCR6
Product: C-C motif chemokine receptor 6
Biological process (GO): G protein-coupled receptor signaling pathway; positive regulation of cytosolic calcium ion concentration; cell chemotaxis
Cellular component (GO): external side of plasma membrane; membrane
Molecular function (GO): C-C chemokine receptor activity; C-C chemokine binding; scavenger receptor activity
Source: RefSeq, a predicted model, not a curated record
CCAAACCAGCGCACCUUGGCCCUUAAAUGAAAGGCAAAAACCGGCGGCCGCAGCCUCUCCCACCUCUGUGCCCUUUUCGGGAGUCCGCGUCAGCCCCAGAAGGACCAUGCCUUGCCCUGUGAGCAGCACAGCUUCGACUGCGGACACACAGACACACAUACAACACCUGAGCAAGGGCAGGACAUGGACAACCAGGGAGAGCAGGACCUGGCCGACCGCGGAUGCGCCCAGCCACAGAGGUGGGUGUGUCGGCAUCGCGAUGCAACUCAAUCCUGCUCGAUUCCCUUAGCGACUCAUACUUAGAGGGCAAUUACCAGGCUGGCCUGGCGCUUGCAGCAAUUGAAUCUGUGCUGGGUGCAGGAAUUAGAAGAGGGGCUCUGGCAUACAACCUACCCCCCCCCCAAAAAACUCAUAACACUUGAGCAAGUUAUGUGUGGUCUAGAUGCUUCACACACAGCAUAAGAAUCAGAGUCCCUCUCUGUAGGGCCAUGUCAACCCAUCUUUCAGGAGUUUUUUCAAGUUUGAAAACAGGAAUUGAACCAAGGGUGGGGGAUCUGUGGCCCUCCAGAGGUUGCUGUGCCAAGCCAACAUUUGAUCGCAUCAUGACUGAAGACAUGAAAACUCUAUUUAAAAGGCAGACAUCCACGUUGAAAAGGAAAUCAGCGUUGAUUCAGAACAGGUAUCUGCCCUCAUUUGAAGUAGAAAGUUCCUGAGAAGCCAGACUCACUUCUGCAGCGGAAAAAAAAGCGACACUCAGCACUGUUUGUAGGCACAAACUUGCCUAAGUAAGCCAUGAAAUAAAAUGCAUAGAAUACUUGUCACGCACUAAGCUGCGUAUCUUUUGUGCAGAAAUGCCAAGCUAAUUUGUAUGUAUAAAACUGUUUGCAAUUAUGCAGAUUAUUAAAAUAAGUUGUGUGUUUGUGAUGAAGGUUAGAAGCAGGGGACAGGAAAAGCUGCUUGCACCUGGGAACCUAUUUGGAGCACGUUGAGUUUCAUGUGCCUGUUUUCUCUCAGCUUAUCUGCUAAUUUGCUUUGGUUUGUGGUAGCCAAGAGCUGACACAUGGUGAGAUUUGGAAAACCGCAAUAACCACACUAGCAAAGUCAAUGUUCUUUUUCAAACUGAGACAGAAGAACAAAGGCUUCAACGUGUAGGUUUUAUUUGCAUGCGUAACAGACUUUCAGGCAAGGUGCUUUAGAAAAUACCUUAUAUGUGUUUUCAGCACUUGGAAAACAUCUCUCAUUUUCUGCAGAUUUUAAUAACCACGGCAAAAGGUAUCACACUGAGCAGGAAGCUAUUCAUAAAUGGAAUAAAAUAAAUAAGAUCAACAGUCCAGGCACUUUGGUCCCAGGGUGAAGGGCAGGAAAUAGACAACAACAACAACAACAACAACAACAACAACAACAACUGAAAGCUUCUUCUGUAUGUAGAUCACCUUGACUGCACUGGAGGAAAAAGAGACUUUCUGUUCAUCCAACUGAACUGUCACUGCCAUUGCUACAAGUCUUCUCUGGUCAAAAGAAAGACAGAGCACCAUAAUGAGCGGGGAAGAAACAACCAUCGCAGAUUAUUCCGAUUUGUAUGCUGAGAUUGCAAUGCCGUGUGACAAGGAUGAAGUCAGAAACUUUACGAAAGCCUUUCUUCCCAUUGCUUACUCCCUGAUCGGUGUCCUGGGGUUUGUGGGAAAUAUGUUUGUAGUGAUGACAUUUGUUUUGUAUAAGAGGUCUGACUCUAUAACUGAUGUCUGCCUCUGCAAUAUGGCCAUUGUAGACAUAUUGUUUGUUCUUACUCUUCCUUUCUGGGCAGUAAACUACGCUCUGGACAACUGGAUUUUUGGGGAUAUCCUCUGCAAGCUCACCAAAGGUAUCUAUGCCAUUAACUUCAACUGUGGCAUGUUGCUCUUGGCCUGCAUAAGCAUAGACAGGUAUGUUGCCAUUGUGCAGGCCAUAAAGUCAUUUAAACUUCGGGCAAGGUGUCUAGCCCACAGUAAAGUGAUCUGCUUGGCUGUUUGGGUCUCCUCUAUGUUAAUCUCAAGUGCUACUUUCAUGUUCAGUGAAAGCUACGCACUUCCAGGCAAUGCAACCACAUACAUUUGUGACCACAAAUCCAGUGCAAAUUCCAAUGUACAACUGAAAUUGCUGAUAUUAAGUUUCCAGCUUUUAUUUGGAUUUUUUGUCCCUCUGCUGUUCAUGGUUUUUUGCUACACCUUCAUUGUCAAAACCUUAGUGCAGGCUCAGAAUUCCAAAAGAAGCAAAGCCAUCCGUGUGAUUAUCUCUAUCGUGGUUGUUUUUCUGCUGUGCCAAGUUCCGUACAAUAUGGUUCUCCUGGUGACGGCAGAAUCUAUGGGGAAACUGGACAAAGCUUGCCAGAGUGAGAAGCAAUUGGCUUACGCAAAAUAUGUAACAGAAACUCUGGCUUUCCUGCACUGUGGUAUGAACCCUGUGCUGUAUGCAUUCAUUGGUGUGAAGUUCAGGAACUACUUUGUGAAAAUAAUCACAAGCCUGUGCUGUGUGAGACAUAUGAACUGUGGAACUACCCUUGGUUCAAAGAUAAGUUCCGAUACUGUCCACUCCAGACAGACAAGUGAAGUUUGUGAAUGACAGAAUGGAUUAUUGUGUAUAUACAACAUCGUUUUUCUCGGGUAGAAUCAUUAUUCAGGCCUCACACAGAUAUGCUGGCUUCUUUAUACUGCUCAAAUCAGUUCACUUAAUACAUCAUGCCCGUAUAAGCUUCUGCCACAGAAAACUGGUCAGUUUCAAAGGUAGCUAAUAGCUCUUUACACAUUUCAAAUAAAGCCAGUCUCUCUGUUCCCAUAGUGGGACCAGGUUUCCGGGUGUUUGCAUGCAUACCUCUUCUCUUCAGACAUACCAGAAAAACACAAGAUUGCCAUCUUCUGGAAAUGCAGGGACUCUUUCUUCCUUUAAUGGGUGCAGCCGGCUCCUGUGUUGGUUUUGUUAUAGUUCCACUUCAGCUAUUGAUAUUAAAAGAAUUAUCGAAAGUGUGCUGUUAUGGUUUGCCCCACUGCUUUCUUGAAUUGGCUAAGUUGUUAGCAAUGGCACCUGUUGACCACUGGGAAUAGGCUUCUCUUUUGCUGAUUGAAAUAGGCUUGGGUUCCCCUCUCUGGCCCGUAAUAGGGUUUUUAGAAUUAUCAUUUUAAUUAAUUUUAUCAUAUGUAGUCAAAAAUGCAAAAACUAAAGGUAAUAAGGGGGCAAAAGAUAAAGGACCCAUUCAAGAAGAUAUAGGAAGUUUUUUAUUGAUUGGUCAAGUGUAAAGGAUAAUGACUGCCCUCCAUCCCUGAUAUACCAGACUAUAGACAUUGGGAGUUAUUUCUCUCUUUAUCUUGAAACCCUGUGAAGAAAAACGCUGCAAAUGAACUUUAAAGGAGAAAAUGUUUAAGAUUAUCAGUAUACAUAGUGACCGUGGUGCCUUAGACUUGUUAAUACUCUUCCUUUGCGCCUGUUUUUUUAUGCUUGAUUUUCAAUUUGUAUUUUAAAAAAAGUGAAUAAAGAAAUAAAUGAUAAAAACAAGGUGAAGGUACAUUAUUUUUUAAGUUUUAUCUGAUGAGUUGAUACCUUCAAAUUCUGAAUUUUAGAUCUAAACUUUCCUUGAUUUCUCAUUAGUCUGUUAUAAAUAAAAAAUCAAGUUAGAUGUGUACCCGUUUAAAAUCCUGUUUCAUUUCCUUGUAGCUGAAACUGUUGCUCACACCAAAAUAGCUCAUCCCUGGGC